UUCCAGAUAAAGAGCAGGGGGAGACCAAUUGGGGAAGUAUUUUACCUUAAUAAAACCGCAGCCAAGUAACACUAGACCCUACUCAUAGUAUUAUGCUCCUGUCGGUGGUAAGAUUGCCAGAGCUCAACGAGAGUACGGAGUGUUAGGGUUGGCAACGUGCAUGUAACACCUCUGGAGUAGAGUUGCAGGUGUUCAUAGGCUUACCACCAAUGUAGUAUAAAACAAAAUUGUAAUGUUAGUUUCCUUGAUUAGGUAAUUGGAAUCUAGUUUUCCUUUAGCCAUCUAUGUUUCCUAAACAAUGUCUUCAUUGCGAUACGAUUGUUUUUGAACUGCUCAAGCAUUGUUCCCCGUAUGGCACUUUAAAUUUAGUUUGUGACGAGUACCGACAAGAAUAUACUAAUGUACUAUUAAUGUGUAAUUAUUCGAUAAAAAAUUGUUUAAUCUAAUCAAUGGAAAGUGUGAAUAGAAUAAUUUUGAUAUUGGUUAUUACAACAAAAGUAUAUGGCCAAUUAGAACCUAUAGAUGGAGCAGAAUGGACGGAACACUGUAAUAUACGACCCUACAUGUAUCGGCAAUGUUGCAUAUUGCCCCCAUUCUUCAACCGAGAUGUAGCAAGGACCUGUGGUGCCGUGUUCCAGGUUAAUUUUGAGAACCGUGGCAAUAUCACUGGUCUCCAAAGACUUUCUGAAACUGGAUGCAGCUAUUGGGAUUGCAUACUAACGAAAUACGAUCUCAAGUCGGACGAAGAUAACAAAUUACUGGACAUCUCGAAAUACUACGAACAUUUGAACAGCUGGGUUGAACUUAAUCCAGAUUUCAGCGAUGUCAUGUUGAAGGCUAAGAUUGAAUGCAAGCAGAAUUUUAGAAUGAGUUUACCGAUACCUGUUUGCGAAUUUAAGGAUUUUAAUGCUUGUCUUAGGAAUUAUAUUAAUGUGAACUGUCCGAAUGUUAUUCCAACUCCAGACUGCAUGGAAGUGAAGAAAUUCUACGAACUCUGCCACGAGUUUUAUCAGUAAUCAAUAACUAAUGGUGAAAAAUAUUAAGGAUAGGUACUGUUACAAUAAUUAAGUAGUAGUUUAAUUUUAUUCCUAUGUUGUGAUUAUUAAUGAAGGUUUAAAAUAGAAAAAAUAAAGGCAGCUUUAAUAAUUAAAA
Messenger RNA from Cydia pomonella (codling moth), 1152 nucleotides. RefSeq lists its product as uncharacterized. The record is from RefSeq and is a predicted model, not a curated record. Lineage: Eukaryota; Metazoa; Arthropoda; Insecta; Lepidoptera; Tortricidae. The transcript is spliced from 5 exons. Bases 450 to 1016 code for a protein of 188 amino acids.